This is a messenger RNA of Onychostoma macrolepis, 4430 nucleotides long. RefSeq names its product glutamine--fructose-6-phosphate transaminase 1 (gene gfpt1). Gene Ontology annotation, molecular function: L-glutamine:D-fructose-6-phosphate transaminase (isomerizing) activity; carbohydrate derivative binding. Bases 56 to 2104 code for a protein of 682 amino acids. Lineage: Eukaryota; Metazoa; Chordata; Actinopteri; Cypriniformes; Cyprinidae. The transcript is spliced from 18 exons. The record is from RefSeq and is a predicted model, not a curated record. Gene Ontology annotation, biological process: carbohydrate derivative biosynthetic process; protein N-linked glycosylation; UDP-N-acetylglucosamine metabolic process.
GUGACAGCGCCUCAGAACGAGGAACUAAACAGCUCUUGGCAGCAGCACCGGAGACAUGUGUGGCAUCUUUGCGUAUCUGAAUUAUCACGUGCCUCGCACUCGUCGUGAGAUCCUUGAGGUCCUUAUCAAAGGUCUGCAUCGCCUGGAGUACCGUGGUUAUGACUCCGCUGGUGUGGGCAUUGAUGGAGGAAACGGUAAGGAAUGGGAAACCAACUGCAAGAACAUCCACCUGAUCAAGCAAACAGGAAAAGUCAAAGCGCUGGAUGAGGAAAUCCAUAGGCAGCAGGAUAUUGAUCUUGAUGUGGAGUUUGAUGUGCACCUGGGAAUCGCUCACACUCGAUGGGCCACUCAUGGCGUCCCCAGCCCGGUCAACAGCCACCCGCAAAGAUCUGACAAGACCAACGAGUUUAUUGUCAUCCAUAAUGGAAUCAUCACCAACUACAAAGACCUGAAGAAGUUUCUGGAGAGUAAAGGCUAUGAUUUUGAGUCUGAGACAGACACAGAGACCAUCGCUAAGCUGGUGAAGUACAUGUAUGAUAACCGGGAGAGCGACGACAUCACCUUCGCCACCCUCGUGGAGCAAGUCACCCGGCAACUAGAAGGAGCUUUUGCCCUGGUCUUCAAAAGUGUGCACUAUCCAGGAGAGGCAGUGGGCUGCAGGAGAGGAGGUCCGUUACUGAUUGGCGUUAGAAGUGACCACAAGCUUUCCACAGAUCACAUCCCCAUCCUGUAUCGCUCCUCUGGUAAAGAUAAAAAGAGCUGCAGUACUCUGCCCAGGAUGGAUGAGGACACGUGUCUGUUUCCGGUGGAUGAGAAAGCCGUGGAGUACUACUUUGCAUCUGAUGCCAGUGCUGUCAUCGAGCACACCAAUCGGGUCAUCUUCCUCGAGGAUGAUGAUAUCGCAGCAGUGCGUGACGGGCGUCUCUCCAUCCAUCGGAUCAAGCGCACAGCAGGAGAUCACCCGGCCCGUGCCAUCCAGACCCUGCAGAUGGAGCUGCAGCAGAUCAUGAAGGGAAACUUCAGUUCCUUCAUGCAGAAGGAGAUCUUCGAGCAGCCAGAGUCUGUGGUCAACACUAUGCGAGGAAGAGUUAACUUUGAGAACAACACAGUGAUCUUGGGAGGGUUGAAAGACCACAUUAAAGAGAUCCAGAGAUGUCGGAGGCUCAUCAUGAUCGCCUGUGGGACCAGUUACCAUGCUGGAGUUGCAACUCGUCAGGUACUGGAAGAACUGACUGAACUUCCUGUCAUGGUGGAGCUGGCUAGUGAUUUCCUGGAUCGAAACACGCCUGUCUUCCGAGAUGAUGUGUGCUUUUUCAUCAGCCAGUCAGGAGAGACGGCAGACAGCCUGUUGGCUCUGCGCUACUGUAAGGAGAGAGGCGCCCUGACGGUGGGCAUCACCAACACUGUGGGCAGCUCCAUCUCCAGAGAAACAGACUGUGGUGUUCACAUCAAUGCUGGCCCAGAGAUUGGUGUGGCUAGCACCAAGGCAUACACAAGUCAGUUCGUGGCUCUCAUCAUGUUCGCCUUGCUGAUGUGCGACGACAGAAUCUCAGUACAGCCACGCAGACGAGAAAUCAUACAAGGCCUCAAAGUGCUGCCAGAUCUAAUCAAGGACGUGUUGAGCCUGGAUGAGGAGAUUCAGAAGUUGGCAGCUGAGCUGUAUCAGCAGAAGAGCGUUCUCAUCAUGGGCAGAGGAUACCACUACGCCACCUGCCUGGAGGGAGCUUUGAAAAUUAAGGAGAUCACGUACAUGCAUUCAGAGGGGAUUUUGGCUGGAGAGCUGAAGCACGGGCCGCUGGCUCUAGUGGACAAACUCAUGCCUGUCAUCAUGAUCAUCAUGAGAGACCACACAUACAUCAAGUGCCAGAACGCACUGCAGCAGGUUGUGGCGAGACAGGGCCGUCCGAUCGUGAUCUGUGAUAAGGGCGACUAUGAGACCAUCAAAAACUCCAGCCGCACCAUCAAAGUGCCUCACAGUGUGGACUGUCUGCAGGGAAUCCUCAGCGUCAUCCCGCUACAGCUGCUGUCCUUCCACCUCGCUGUGCUCCGCGGAUACGACGUUGAUUGCCCAAGAAACCUGGCCAAGUCUGUGACUGUUGAGUAAUCGCUUCCUGAUCGAUACAUGCGCACACACACACGUGUACAGCCUAUCAAAGACAUGAAGAUAAUUGAAGAGAGGGUUUUAUACAUGCCAGCUUUCUUGAACCUGAAGUGUACCUCCAUAUAUACUCGUUUCUCGUCUCGGAGCAUGAUUCUGGAACGUUCAUAUCAUUGCUGUUAACUGGAAUGUGUGUGUUUUUUUUUUUUUUUUUUUUUUGUGUUUUGUGGCGUAGUAUGGGGUGGCGGUAUAAGAGCUGCACUCGUAACUCUUUGUCACUUGAUGCGGCCUUUAACACAUUCAUCUUAUGGCUUUUUGUUUGUUUGCUCUGUUCGAAAUAUUAGUUUGACCCAGAAAGACUUCUAGAUGCUUCUCAUCGAAUACACAAGCAUUUGUGUAGCAAGGAUAAGUGACACAAGAGCCUCAUAACUCUCCUUUAGCUGUACUUAUGAACUGCCCCCCCGCCCCCUUUUUCUAGUGAUAUGUGGCACUAAAACAAAACUGUGAAUCAGUGUUUUGUGGUAGUUUGCACAAUAUUUUGUUUAUUCAGUUUGCUGCUAUUUAAGGGGAUGUACUUGUUACUGAUGAGCAUAUUUUUCCCGGGAUGUCUUUUAAUCAUCUGGAAUUUCAUAUCCAUGGGGAGUUCCAUAGUUAAGCUUCUGUGGCCUAUAUGAGCUUUGAUACAAUGACUCUUUUAUUCAAAUUGGUAGGCUAUUCAUUGAACUGAUGUUGAUGUUCACUAGAGUAGAGUCUUCUCAAUACAUUGCUUUGAGACUUUAAUACAUAAUCUGAACGGUUUAUAAAUUUGGUAGGGUAAUGGUUUACAAUAUAGUUCAAUACUUGUAUUUAAGAUGUUUAAAACAAGAAUAAACGUGUAAACAAUGGAUAAGUAGUAUAUUUAUCAGUUGAAAUUAACCUAGACUCAUAAAUGCAUUAAUUAAUGCAAAUAACUAAUGAUAAAUGAACUGUAAGAUUUUCAUUUUUAUUCUUGUUGCAAAGAACUGCAUGAAAACCUGCCAGAAAAUAAUGUAAAAUAUCAAGGUUACAGUCAGAUUAAAUGACUACAAUCCCCGGUCAUCUACAUGAAGGGUCAAACAUGAAGUGAAUGUGUUAUCUGAUCAUGUUUUUAGUGAAGUUUCUAUGUGCUUUUGCCAAAUUGGGUCAUAGAAUUGGUCACGUUUGGUUUGAUGUAGCACAAGGAGAUCUACUGGUAUGUUAAACUUCAACCAUUUCGAAACUAAAUGUUUACAUGAAGAGAACGGGAUGUUUGAAUAUUGCAUUUUGAAGGAUCACCUUUUGGGUUCAAAACAUCCUGAACCGGCUUUCUGUGGGAAGCAAAGUAGUGAUUGUAGUGCAGUACUGUAUGGGUAUCGUAUUUAUAAUAAUCAGUUUCUGAGAUUAAUCCGAAGGUACACUUGUGUACUUAAAAUAUAUGCAUGAACUUUUUGGCUUUUUUUUUUUUUUUCCUUUACUGUAGAAAAUUCAGAGGCCUUGUUACAGAGGAGUUUACUGUUUACAGUAGUGCUACCAAAUGAGUGUACGGUUACGUAGAGCCUGCCCCAUACAACGCCACCGACAGUUAUGAUUGUUUCCUUGGGACCAUUUUGUUGUGUUUUGUCUUUCUCUUACGUUUUAUUUUUAUUGGGUAUAGAAGGGUUAUAUUUUAUAUACUACAUUAUUUGCAAUUAAAAUGCUUAUGUACUUCCUUUGAUCCAAAUAUUGUGAUUUUUAAAUUUCUUUGUUUUGUUGUGCAUAAAAUCAACACGAAUAAAGAUUUCUAUCAUCUGAAUUUUUUUGUUCAAAGCACCAGAUGGGCAUGAUGAACCAAAAAUAUCUAUUAUUAAUUUAUUAUUAUUAUUAUUAUUAUUAAUGGCAUGUAACCAAAGGUUGAAGAAGGGUCAUAUGGGGCAAUAGCUCUGAAGGUACGAUUAUAGUCCUGUGCUUAUAUUUUUGUUAUAUUUGGGAAAUGAUUAAGUUAUGAAACUCAUGGAAAGGGUUUUAAUAUAUUUAUUUCACAGGCUAAUAUACUAGCUUUGCUCUUUGGUUGGUGGAGCACUGAACUGCUUUGCUUUUAGAUUUUACAAUAGCAUCUUAAAUAAGUGUAGCUUUCUGUCAUCUUGAAGGUUAUUGUGGUAGGUAGUGUGUUUUUUUUUUUUUUUCAGAUCUGUUCUGCCAUCUACAUCCAACUGUUUGGCGGCACAUCUAGCAAAAGGAUGUCCGGCAUUAAGGCCUUAAUCACUGUUUAAGGUUAAAGCAUCCCGUAAUGUGUUUUGGAUGUGUGUUAGGAUUUACAGUUAUGAUGAAGAGUUAAUAAAACAUUCAGUCUUUCUCA